GUUCGUUUGCGACAUGAGGAUCCAUCAGCUUUUGAGGUUGACGAACCGACACCUGGCAGUCCACAGUACUCACUGGGAUUUCGUAAAUGCUGCGCGCGACUACACGAUGACCUCUUUCUUUAUUAUGAUAUGACAGAGUCAGAUGACCUAGACAAAUUAUCCGGAGAAACAGAAAGUAACUGUAAAUUCUUCACUUACGAAAAAGAGAGAGCAGAACAUUUGAAAUUAAGGAUUGACAAUUUGUUGCAGUUUUGCGAAGACACAGAAAUGUCAGAGCACAAUAGGGCUCUGUUUGCUAGUCAGAUAAUACCAGUCACGAAACGCAUUUUAGAUGCCAUUGAUGAUCUGUUUAAAGAGGAAGUCGAUUCCAUGGAAAAAGAUGCGAGAAAGGACAGGAUUUUAAGGGUAACCAGUUCAUGUAAACAUGGUCUUGAAGUUCUCGGAGAUCUCUGCCUUCCACCUGUAAAGCCACGAUGGGCUGACCUUACAGAUGCUGGUCCGGGCGUGGGAGUUUCCAACUACGAAGUUAGAUUUCGAGACGCCGAGUUAGCAAGGGUUCACAAUUCCGAUUAUAGAGUGCGAUGUCAUCGUUCGAGGGGCGACAGCGGGCAAGGUGAAGCCGAAAGAACAAACUCGGCAAUUUCUGAUGCUCUUGUGGAUGGCGCAACUCUAGAGUGGGAAAAAUAUAGGAGAUUUGAGGAUCUUUCAGAAGAGGAAAUCAAACAACUGUCUCUCCAGUCAUACGAAGAGUACGAAAAGAAACGGAUGGAGAAAAAUGCCUGGUAUGUCUGUAGUCAGGUAGCCGAGAGAAUUGAUGAUGCCCCUGUCCUUAAAGAUUACAUCAAGAGCAAAGUAAGCGAGUCCCCUGAUGAAUUAUUCUUUUUCAAUUCUGUUUACCUCGACAACUAUCGGGGUGCAUCAGAACGAAACAAAGAGCAAGCGCCCGGUGCAGCAUACUUCCGAAAGAUCGAAUCGUUUAUGGAAGACCACUAUAUUCGUGGAGAACUUUUUAUGGAAUUCUGUCGUGAUGCCUGUAAAGAGUCAAGAGAAGAAAGUUCCAAUCUCUGUUCCUGGUGUUCUAACAAUAGAUGGGUCGGUCCAGAAACGGAAAGAAUUCCGCAACCUGUACCAGAUUCAAACAAUCCUGGACAUUUCAUGGAUAUCUAUCAGACGGAAUCGACGGGCAGGACACCAGAUGAUUACCUUCCAAGAAAAUGUAUUAAAGAUCUGUACGAGGAACAUUCUGACAGUAUCAGAAACGAUCAGGAUACCAUGAAGAGCUUCUGCUCAAAAUAUAAUGUGGAAGAGAAGCACGUCAUUGCAUAUGUUAAUCAUUUGAAGGAUAUUGAGAUCCGAAAGGACAUCAGAACAAGAGCAGCUCAGGAGCGAAGAAGGCAAGAGGCCGAACGAACGUACAAGGACUUUCAAUGGGAUAACCUCAUCGAGGGUGGCAAAGUUCAAAAGUUGCGGGUAAGAGAACUAGACCUGUAUCUCAACAAGCAUGGUUUGACGACUGUGGGUCGGAAACUUGACAAAGUGAAGGCCAUUCGAUGUCACUAUUACCGACAGAAUAAAGAGACUGUGAUAACAGAAGAACUGUCGAGUGAUGAAGAUGACGUGGAAUUCGAGGAUGAAGAAUCCGAAAGUGGAGAGGCAGAGAGCGACGAUGACUAUGUUUUCGUGGAUUUGGAUGAACAGCCUGAGAUUGGCACUUCCUCGACAAUUCAGUUCGUAUCUGACGAGCAAAUAUUUACCGUUGUGGUUCAAGGUCCAUGAGACGUAAGUACCACUAUUAAAAUAUCACUUGCAUAUUCAAAAAGUUAUUUGGCGGUGGCUGGGAGAAAAGGGGGGGGGGAUCAUGAAACUUUCCACUACCGAUAAGGGGGGAUCUCUAAAAAACCAGAUACUCUACGGGGGGAUCAGGUAAAUGCUUCGAUGUGACAACAAAAAUACUCCGACCCCCCCCAGGC
Messenger RNA from Stylophora pistillata, 1970 nucleotides. RefSeq lists its product as uncharacterized. NCBI's taxonomy places the organism in Eukaryota, Metazoa, Cnidaria, Anthozoa, Scleractinia, Pocilloporidae. The record is from RefSeq and is a predicted model, not a curated record.